AUGGAUAUAUAAAUGAGGCCAUGUCGCUGCUUGAGGUCCGGCAAGAAACAAGGUCCUCAAUUCGCUCUAGAUUCCUGUUCAUUUUGUCAUUCUUUUGAAGAUGCAGUCACUCUCUUUUGUUGCGGUUCUCUCGUUUGCCUGCUCGGCUUAUGCGACAGUCGCGUCGACAUCCUAUGCGCUCCCUACCUACGCCCCGACCUUGCUUCGGAACGCCAACGCUCCUUUCGAAGCCGGAACGCUUAAUGCCUCUCUCACGACCAGCAGCGUCACGGAUCUUGGCAAUCUAAGUGAUCCGUCUACUCCCUAUACGAUGUACCGUGACGGCGGUGGAGCUUGUCUCUUGAACAACGAGCUCAUUUGGUUCUUCUGCGACACGGAAAUCAGAGGCUACGAGAACGAAGUCACGGCGUUUGUCUCCAACACUGCUGCUGUUGCUGUCAAUCCUGACAAGACCGGACAUGUCUACGACAUCAAUUGGUCAGACACCGACGGCCUCUCGCAUAUCAUUCCUUUCACCUCCGAGGAAGCUCUCUAUGCCAACGACUCCAGCUCCCGGUACGCACUCUGGACUUACACCAACUGCGUCCCGACCUCUGGAGCGCGCGCGGUACACAUCUGGGAGAUCGUGAAGUUCGACAGUGAGACCGAGUACCAUACCGCCGGCUCGACUAUGGUCACCUACGAUCUGGACCAGAGCACCAACGUCCUCACAGUCACCCGUGACGCGCAGUACCUCACCACCGAAGACGAGUACGCUUUCGGCGCCUUCUCCAGCAUUCGUGCGGGCGAUUACGUCUACCUGUUUGCUCUCGACCACACCUACUCCAGCAGCAAGGACGUUCACCUUGCCCGUGCGCCUCUUAUCUCUGUUGCUGAUACCAGCACCUGGGAGUACUACGAUGCCUCGGACUCCACCUGGUCCGACACCAAGCCGGAGAUGACUGAACGCCGCCAGUCCAGUGCAGUCAUCAGCACUUCGGAGAAGAUUUCGUCCGGAAACAUCGUCUUCUCGGAUUACCACGACCAGUACCUCCUCGUGUUCUUCAACCAGUACGCCGACAACAAGGCCCGUGUGCUCACCGCGCCGUCGCCUGUCGGUCCCUGGACCACCGACAAUACUGUGAUGUGGACCUCCGAGUCUGGAUCGGCUUACAACUACGGCAUUCUCACUCUGCCGGCAAACUAUGACGCCGGGUCUCAGGUUGGAGAGAAUUUGCUCGUGGGUUUCUCUUACCAGACCGAUGAUGGAGCUUACCCCAAGAUUUCCAGACUUACAUUCUAGUCGUAAGGAUGUUGAUGAAUUUUAUUUGAUGAUGUGAUGUUUUAUGAAUGAAGUAUAGAUGUAUAGAAUGAUUGAUGUUAACGAGUGUAAUGUGGGGAGUUUUUUGUAAUAGACUUUGAUUGUAAUAGACUUUGAUUGUAAUAGACUUGAUAUAAUAGAAAAUUAGAA
Myxozyma melibiosi is the source of this 1450-nucleotide messenger RNA. RefSeq lists its product as uncharacterized. The transcript has a single exon. Bases 101 to 1282 code for a protein of 393 amino acids. Lineage: Eukaryota; Fungi; Ascomycota; Lipomycetes; Lipomycetales; Lipomycetaceae. The record is from RefSeq and is a predicted model, not a curated record.